Chenopodium quinoa (quinoa) is the source of this 1800-nucleotide messenger RNA. RefSeq names its product cation/H(+) antiporter 15-like. Gene Ontology annotation, cellular component: membrane; endomembrane system. The transcript is spliced from 2 exons. The coding region runs from base 1 to 1800 and encodes 599 amino acids. The record is from RefSeq and is a predicted model, not a curated record. Gene Ontology annotation, biological process: proton transmembrane transport; regulation of pH. NCBI's taxonomy places the organism in Eukaryota, Viridiplantae, Streptophyta, Magnoliopsida, Caryophyllales, Amaranthaceae. Gene Ontology annotation, molecular function: antiporter activity.
AUGGUACUUUACUUAGUGUUUUGUUGUACAGCAAUCAAACCCGCCAUAUUGAAGAUUACGGCUAAUGUACCAGAGGGUGAGAAGUAUAGCAAUUUUGUGGUGCAUAUGAUAUUGUUUUUGGUAUUGGCUUGUGGGCUUCUAACAGACUACCUUGGUUGUCAUUUCAUCUUUGGUGCAUAUGUAUUGGGAAGAAUUAUUCCUCCGGGAAAUCUAGCUAAAACAUUGAUAGAGAAGAUGGAAGAUUGUGUUGACGGUGUUUUGAUGCCUCUCUAUUUUGUGGUGUUAGGAAUAGGGGUGGAUAUCUCCGUAAUCUUGGUAAAUUCCAAAUACGUUUUGGUUGUAAUAUUGGCUGUUGCAACUAAAGUUUUAUGCACUCUUCUAAUUGGAUUCUUCUGCAAUGUACCACUUGUUGACGGCUUUCCGUUAGGGAUUCUCCUAAGUUCUAAGGGAUUUUUUCCAUUAGUCCUCCUUAAUAUUGGACGUCAACGAAAGAUUUUAUCAGGUGACUCUUAUACGUUGCUCUUCAUCACAAUAUUUUUGUCAACAAUUUUGGUGGAACCUAUAAUGAAAAUCAUUUGCAAGCGUAUAGGGAAAAUUCCUCAGUUGUAUGAUCAAAGAAGUUUACAAGGAGCAAAUUUUUCAGAAAAGCUUAAGUUAAUCACUUGUAUACAUAGCACAAGGAAUGUCCGCAGCAUCAUAAACCUCUUAGAGAUUUCAAACAUUACGGUCCAACACCCUGCAUCAGUUCAUGUAACCCAUCUUAUUGAACUUUUAGGCCAUGCCCCCGCGAUGCUUAUUGAACAUGAAUCUCAAGGGUCUUUCUUUUGGAACCUUGGUUCCAAGCUUUUCUGUGAUCGAGGAAGGGCUGAGUCGGACCAGAUAAUCAAGGAGUUCAUUGAAUAUACAGAUCAACAUGGUAACUCUACAUCUUCUUUAAAAGUAUUUACAGUUGUGUCUCCUAUUAAUACAAUGCAUGAGGAUAUAUGCAGUCUUGCCGAGGAUAAGCAUGCAUCCCUUAUAAUCCUUCCAUUUCAUAAACAACAAGGGGUGGAUGGAAAGUUAGAGGACACUAACAUAGAAUUCGGAGGUGUGAACCAAAAUGUGCUAGAUGUGGCACCGUGUUCUGUUGCUUCGCUCGUGGAUCGUGGACUAAGAGUGGAUUCUAUGUCUUCCUCUUCUGAACUAUAUAGUGAUGAUGGACAAGGUUGUGAACAAGUUCAAAUUGCAAUGAUUUACAUAGGUGGUUGUGAUGAUCGCGAAGCAUUGACAUAUGCUUGGAGGAUGGCAGGCCAUUCCUCUGUUAACCUCACAGUGAUUCGAUUUCUAGAAGGUGAACAAUUAAGUGAUAUUGAUCAACCUAUAGACUAUUUAGAUUUUGGUGAUAGUGAUGUUGAGGUUGAAAACCUUACUAUAUCAGCACAAAAGUUAAGGGAAAUCCAAGUUGAUAAUGAAUUUCUAAUGGAUUUUCAAGAGCAAACUAGUUAUGACAGAUCGAUAUGCUACCUUGAAAAAUUUAUUAAUUGUCCAGGGGAAAUUAUUUCUUCAUUGAGGGAAAUGGGUCAUGAUUUUGAUUUGUAUAUGGUCGGAAAAGGUCAAUCAAGGUUAUCUUUUCCGACAAUAGGUUUAGUUAAGUGGAGUGAGUUUAGAGAGUUGGGACCAAUCGGAGACAUUUUGAUAACAUCUGAAUUCACCUCUACUGCAUCAGUGCUUGUCAUGCAGCAAUAUUCGAAUAAAUUAAGUAAAAGAAGUUUUGUAGUUAAGUCUAGUGAAGAAGAAAAAGUGACUAUUAUUAGUUCUUAG